UGUAGUUGGACGCACGGUAGUUUCCAUUAUGUAAGCCUACAGUACGAGUGGCGCAAGGCCAGUUCCGGUGUGACUGCUGUUGCGUACAGGGGAAAAAAAAGAAAAGAAACUCCGGAUGAUCGGUGCCUUCUAACCAAUAGGAAACGAGAAACGAGGAGAGGUCAGAGCCGUAAAAUGUUUCCCCUCCAAUUGAAGAAUGGUUUUAGAAAAGAUGAAGACGAAAGAAUGCUUUGCAGUUUCCAGUUCAACUUCGUCUUUUCUCAUCAAAGAUAUUUUAGCAAUUAAUUCCAAAAAUGAAACCGCGGGAAUGUGUAACGAAGAUUUUAAAACUGAAAAAACACAAACUGCUCCUUUUUUGAAGUGUAGAAAACCCAGAAAAGCCAGGACGUCAUUCACCGACUAUCAGUUACAGAUAUUGGAAAAAAGUUUCCAUCAACAGAAAUACUUAAGUGUUCAGGAAAGAAUGGAAUUAGCUAAAAAACUUAACUUGACAGAUACACAAGUGAAGACUUGGUUUCAAAACAGAAGGUUAGGUUAUUUUUAUAUCAAAUAA
Messenger RNA from Centruroides sculpturatus (bark scorpion), 553 nucleotides. Its product is annotated as homeobox protein ceh-30-like. The record is from RefSeq and is a predicted model, not a curated record. The coding region runs from base 197 to 553 and encodes 118 amino acids. NCBI's taxonomy places the organism in Eukaryota, Metazoa, Arthropoda, Arachnida, Scorpiones, Buthidae. Gene Ontology annotation, molecular function: DNA binding. The transcript is spliced from 4 exons.